Drosophila rhopaloa is the source of this 4922-nucleotide messenger RNA. It is a transcript of the gene Fas2, whose product is annotated as fasciclin-2. The transcript has 11 exons. Lineage: Eukaryota; Metazoa; Arthropoda; Insecta; Diptera; Drosophilidae. The record is from RefSeq and is a predicted model, not a curated record. Bases 380 to 3094 code for a protein of 904 amino acids. Gene Ontology annotation, cellular component: neuron projection; membrane. Gene Ontology annotation, molecular function: protein binding. Gene Ontology annotation, biological process: cell-cell adhesion.
AGUUACGUUUCGACGGCCAACGCGUCGAGUGCUCCGCUCUCAGCCCUCGAAUUCAGAAAUUCAAUAUAAUUCCCACAAAACGCUCUCUCGCGCUCUCUUCACUGUCUGUGUUAACGGUCGUGGCGCGUCGCGUGCGUUUGUGUUAGUGUGCCAGUUAAACAAUGGGAAAUUGAUUCACACACCUAAACAGCUACAAACAUCUAAAGACGAAAAGUGUUAACCAAAUAUUUAAUAAUUUGUGCAAUCACUGGCGUCGAAACAAACUGAAAUUUUUUAAUAAUUUUUUUUCGUGUGCAACCGUAAACAAACCAAAGAAGUUAAACGGAAGAACUUGGGAGCGGGAAAAUCUACGACUACCAACAAAAAAUAAAGCGAUAAAAUGGGUGAACUGCGAAAAUCGCUGCCGCUGCCUUCAAUCAGCGUCUUUAUAGCUCUGCUCCUCUGCUGCUGCUCUUUAAUAGAACUGACCCAAGCGCAGCAACCGAUCCUGGAGAUCUAUCCCAAACAGGAGGUCCAGCGCAAACCAGUGGGCAAGUCCAUGAUCCUCACAUGCCGCCCCACAGUUCCCGAUCGCGGUUUGGUCGCCGAUCUGCAAUGGAAGGAUAAUGCCAACAACACCAUCCCGCCGAAGCCGAAUUACUAUCCACUGUAUGAUUCCAAGGGCAAUAGAAAGAAACUGAUUGGACGCAACCAACCGCCGAUGUACACGGAAACGCUGCCCGGCGAUAGUUUGGCCCUGAUGAUUACCUCGCUGUCCUCGGAAAUGGGCGGCAUAUACUACUGCACCGCCUCCUAUGCAAAUUCCGAGAUCCUCGUGAAGGGCGUCACAAUUAAAACUUACGUGGCCAUUACCUGGACAAAUGCCCCCGAGAGCCAGUAUCCCACUUUGGGACAGGACUAUGUGGUGAUGUGUGAAGUUAAGGCCGAUCCCAAUCCGACCAUCGACUGGCUGCGCAACGGCGAUCCGAUCCGCACCACCAAUGAGAAGUACGUGGUCCAAACCAAUGGCCUGCUCAUCCGCAAUGUUCAGGAGAGUGACGAGGGAAUCUACACCUGCCGUGCGGCCGUAAUCGAAACCGGAGAGCUUUUGGAACGCACCAUUCGCGUGGAGGUCUUCAUCCAGCCGGUGAUCGUAUCGCUGCCCGUCAAUCUGGAGGCCAUCGAGGGUAAAUCCUUUGCUGCCAACUGCACGGCGACGGGAAAGCCAGUUCCGGAGAUCAGUUGGAUUCGCGAUGCCACCCAAUUGAAUGUGGCCACCGCCGAUCGCUUCCAGGUGAAUCCCCAGACGGGCCUGGUCACGAUUAGCUCCGUCAGCCAGGAGGAUUAUGGCACCUACACUUGCUUGGCGAAGAACAAGGCCGGCGUGGUCGAUCAGAAGACCAAGCUGAAUGUCCUGGUUCGUCCGCACAUCUAUGAGCUGUACAAUGUGACUGGUUCGAGGACCAAGGAGGUUGCCAUCACCUGCCGCGCCAAGGGACGUCCUGCACCGGCGAUCACCUUCCGUCGCUGGGGAUCCGAGGAGGAGUACACCAGUGGCCAGCAGGAUGACGAUCCGCGCAUCAAUUUGGAGACCGACUUCGACGAGGAACGUGGCGAGAGCACCGGCACCCUUCGCAUCGCCAAAGCCGAACGAGCCGACGAUGGCCUGUACCAGUGUAUUGCCCGGAACAAGGGAUCCGAUGCCUUCAAAACCGGACACAUCACGGUGGAAUUCGCUCCGGACUUUAGCCACAUGAAGGAUCUGCCGCCGGUUUUCUCGUGGGAACAGCGCAAGGCGAAUCUCAGCUGCCUGGCCAUGGGCAUCCCGAAUGCCACCAUUGAAUGGUACUUCAAUGGCCGCAAGAUCAAGGAUCAGUUCGACACCAACCUGAAGAUUGUGGGCACUGGUCCUCGCAGCGAUUUGAUUGUCCACCCGGUCACCAGACAGUAUUACACGGGCUACAAGUGCAUCGCCACCAAUAUCCAUGGAUCCGCCGAGCACGAUAUGCAGCUGAAGGAGGCACGUGUGCCCGAUUUCGUUUCGGAAGCGAAACCCAGCCAACUGACCGCCACCACAAUGACCUUCGAUAUUCGCGGUCCGCCAACCGAAUUGGGUCUGCCCAUUUUGGCAUUCAGUGUGCAGUACAAGGAGGCCUUGAAUCCGGACUGGUCGUCGGCCUUCAAUCGCAGUUGGACACCGGAUUCGCCGUACAUUGUGGAGGGACUGCGUCCACAGACGGAGUACAGUUUCCGAUUUGCCGCCCGCAACCAGGUGGGACUGGGCAACUGGGGCGUCAAUCAGCAGCAGUCGACGCCGCGCCGAUCGGCUCCCGAGGAACCCAAGCCACUGCACAAUCCCAUCCAGCACGACAAGGAGGAGCCGGUGGUGGUCUCGCCCUACUCCGAUCACUUCGAGCUCCGCUGGGGCGUACCCGCUGAUAAUGGAGAGCCCAUUGACAAGUACCAGAUCAAGUACUGCCCGGGCAUCAAGGUCAGCGGCACAUGGACGGAACUGGAAAAAUCUUGCAACAGUGUGGAGGUCGUCGAGACCACUUCGUUCGAGAUGACCCAUUUGGAGGGCAACACCUACUACCGCAUCGAACUGAAGGCGCACAAUGCCAUCGGCUACUCGUCGCCGGCAUCCAUCAUUAUGAAGACGACACGAGGAAACGAUGUCAUCCAGGUGGCCGAGCGACAGGUCUUCUCCUCGGCGGCCAUCGUGGGCAUCGCCCUCGGCGGCGUUCUCCUGCUCCUGUUCGUGGUGGACCUCCUCUGCUGCAUCACCGUCCACAUGGGCGUCAUGGCCACCAUGUGCCGCAAGGCCAAGCGGUCGCCCUCGGAGAUCGACGACGAGGCCAAGCUGGGCAGUCUUUACGGUUGGCGAUUUCCGCUACCUUAUUGCAGUGGCCAGCUGGUAAAGGAGCCACCACCAUCGCCGUUGCCACUGCCGCCGCCCGUCAAACUGGGCGGUUCGCCCAUGACAUCGCCAUUGGACGAAAAGGAGCCGCUUCGCACGCCCACUGGCAGCAUCAAACAGAACUCGACCAUCGAGUUCGACGGCCGAUUCGUGCAUUCGCGCAGUGGCGAGAUAAUCGGCAAGAAUUCAGCGGUGUAAGGAGCUCUUACCGAAAUCCAGGACUCCGGAAUCCAACCAACCGCAUCGUGCACAAAAGGAGGAGGGAAUGAUAUAUUAUACUAUACAUACGAUGAUCUUGCGAGAACAAGCCAAAGCCAAAGCUGGGGGAAGAACACUUGAGUAUCGAUCGAUUGGCACACUAAGAUGGUUUUAAUUUACUUUCGUACACAGCGUAAAUCUUACUAAAUGUCUUACUAUAAACACAUACGAUAUCUUAAAAGCAUCUUAAAACAUUAAGCUCGAAAAACCGGUGAGCAAGCAAACAGAAAAGAUAGCCGAGAAAGAAUUAAGUCCAUGUCGCUUCAUUUUCUAGUUCAUAAAAGAAUUUUAUAUCGCUGCAUUUGCUUUGUUUCUCCUUAGUCACAAAAAGAAAACAUGAAAUUACAAAAUAACGAUGAACAAGAGCAGGAAGGGUAAAUAAAACAAGAAGAGAAGUUAAAGAAAGGACCUAGCUUAAGUAUAUAUAUGUAUGCAAGAAAGAAAUCUUAAAUUAAUGCCUUACAAACAAAAAUUACAUUUAUUUAGCAGUUAAAGCGAAAAGGAGGGAUUUAUGCAUGUAAGCCGCAAGGAAUGAGAACGAUUUCUUUAGUAUAACUAACUUAAACAUGCCAUAAAUAAGUUUUAACAUUAAGUUUGCCCCCCUGAUCAUCACCCCCACCAAUUCGUAGUACUUAAAACGCUGAACAAAAGACUUGCGAGCAUUUCUUUCCACACAAACAUGACAUUAAACGGAUAGUUGAGAUUGAGAUAGAACUCCUUGGUUUCCCGAUGCUAAUUCGUAUACUUAACCACCAGAAAGUGUAAUCCCACAGACGACACUUGAUGAAAAAUGCUCAAUGUACAUUAAUGUUGACGAAAUGAAUAUUUGAAAAUGUUUACAAACUGCUUAGCUACUUGAAAAAACGAAAAAAGAACGUCGUUUCCGGUUUAUCCCACACACAUUUUUAAAAACGCUGAGAAAAUGGAAACUGGCCGAAAUUAGAUGCUAAGUUGUAGAGAAAAAUGGAAAGCUACGAGAAUGCCAAACAACACAACACAACUCACUUAUCUUUCAUCCCACUUCCAUCGAACAACUGCAAAUCGCUCAGUUUGUGUUAAAAGUAUUUUCUUAUGUCUGUAAAAAUUAAACAAAUUGUAGUUAAGAGAUCUAAAACGCAUUAAUCUAACGGAUAUAUAAAUCUAAAAAUAUAUAUAUGUAUGUACAUGUAUUUAAAGUUACUCAUAAGUUUUUUUUUCUACACGAAACAAAUAAUACAAAAUAAAAGAAACAAAUUAAACGCGAACUAUACAGAUAUGUAACCACGCCGAUCUUAAUGUAUGUAUGUUAUAUCGCCAUCUCCAUGGAAAGCGCAUUUUUAUUUGACCCCCCCCAAAAAAUCCUUAAUCCUUUGCAGAGAUCCCCGAUUUUUCUGUUCGUUGCCAAUGAGCUUUGUAGCUUCUGUUGCCAGUUAAGUCAAGCGCCUUGUCAGAGCUUUUUACCUAUAAAAAUAUAUAUACAAACGAUACUAUACAAAACCCUAUCGAAUAACCCACAAAGCGAACCCAAAUCGAGAUUACAGGAGGCUACACACAUCUAUGCUCGUUAGAUUGAGAUUAAUGUGUAUAUGAAUUUGAAUUUGGAUGCGAUUGUUUUACGGACUGCUGUGCGGCAUAUGAAAUAUGUUUGCUAAAACACCGAACGGAUCUAAGAACUCGAUCGAUACCUUCGUUCGGCGGCAGAGUGUAGCUUUUUAUAUGAACUAAACUAAAAAUUGAUUGAAAAUUAUACACUGAAACUGAAACGGGGAAAAAUAAAGCGUAUUUACUG